AGACGUGGUAUAACUACUACUUACCUAUAUAUACUCCAGGGCAAAUUGGAUCAUCUAACUGUCCCUUGACUUACGUGCAUGCGCACACCUGGUGGAGAUAUUCCCCCAUCCCCGACCGAUCCGAGAGGGCGUGACCCCAGUGAAUUUAGCGAGGGCAGCAAGCUUUCUCGGCCAACUCCCAGAGCUCAGCCGUGGUUGGAUGAAGCCAUCGCUGUCACUUCGAUGGCGGAAGGUAAUAUGGAGCUAUUGAUUGUACGAAGACUAGCUAAGUGCAUACAUUAUAUGCAGGGAGGGAAGUUACGUUGUCGCGGAGGGACAUAGCCGACGUGCUGGAGGAGUUGCUGGAAGCUCAGACUCACUCCUUCGAACUCGGGUUGAAGCUGAAAUUGGAAAUCCACGUUCUGGAGGCCAUUCAUAAGGAGCAGAUUUCGUCCAAGUGCCUGCUCAAAGUCCUCGCUGAGUUUCUGAAGCAGACACAGCCUCCGCCCACUUGGAGAGUGAUUAUAGAUGCCCUCAACAGCCGCGUUGUCAAUUUGCCUCAGCUAGCAAAUAGAUUGGAAGCAGCUCAUUUUCCCGAACCAACGUCCACACGAGAUAUAGCCCCUAUACACUGUAAUGUUACUGGGCCUACAGUUUACUUUCACCCUGAAACCUUUUCAACAGGAAACAGUGAUGAGACCGAAAUGUUGGAGACACAAGUUCUUCAGGAGCCAGCAGUUGUCAGAGGAAGUGCCGUAUAUGAAACACCCAUAUCAAAGUUACCUGAGAAGGAUCACGGGGAAACAGCCAGUGCUAAGAACACAGGGAAGAAAAGGUUUUACAGCCGCCAAAUUUCCGUGUUCCAAUCUGAACCUCUUGGCAGUGGUGUGUAUGGGGAGGUGUGCAAGGCCAAAUGUGAUGGCCUACCAUGUGCGGCCAAGAUUUUCCAUCCUAGAAGCUCCGACCGUGACGCAUGUUCCAUACAUCGUCUGUGGGAGGAGCUCAGCUCAGCCAGGCAUCCCAAUCUUGUCCAAUACCACGGUCCAUACAGUGAUCCAAAGUUCCCACUGCCAGUUCUCCUCAUGGAGCUCUGUGGCGAAAAUCUCCACACGUUCUUGGAGCGAUCCCCGGGGCCGCUGCUAGACUACGCACAGCUCAACCUGACCCACGACAUAGCUAUGGCUCUGGUCUACCUACAUUCCAAUGACAUCAUUCACGGAAACCUCACUGGAAACAAUGUAUUGGUGGUGUCUGGGACUAGAGCCAAGGUCACUGAUUUCGGUUUCUCUGAGCACUCAGCUAUAGAUCUUCGUUUCAAGCCCCCAAAUGCACACUACAUGUCCCCUAAUGCUCUUGAAAAAGGCGAGAUUGCCAAAUUGGACGACAUCUUUUCCUUUGGUGUGGUCGUGAUCCAGAUCUUAACCAGGAGACCUCCCCAGCCAACCAGUCUCUCUGAGAAAGUAUUUAUCCCCCAGUUUGAGCAAAAUUGGACAGUAUCCGUUCCUGAAACAAAGCGGCGACAGUCUGACCUCAAAAUAAUCGCGGACACCAACCCGCUCAAGCCUGUAAUCCUUCAGUGCCUGCAGAAAGAUAGUGAAAACUGCCCUUCGGCCGAGCAGCUUAGUGAGAGGCUUUCAGGGCUAAAGCAGUGCACCAGAGAGCAACAAGAAGGCAUAAUGAGCCGGGAAUUGCAACUAGUGAAACGAGAAUGUGAAGACCAGAAGAAAUUGAUCCAAGUCAUGGCAGGAGAAGCUGAAAAGCAUCUCGUGCAAAUUCGUGAAAGCGAGAUCGCCAUCAACACACUCAACGGACGUAUUCAAGGGUAUGAACACACAAUUGAAGAUCAGCAGAGGCAAAUGCAAGAGAACCAGAGAGCCUUGGAGGAGCAUUACCUAAGUAUCAUCGCAAGCAGAGACAGGGAAAUUGAUGCCAAAGACAAAACACUUCGAGAGAAUGUGCACGCCAUGGUGAGAGAAUUGCAGCAGACAAAGGAGCAAGUGCGAGUCCUGCAGUCCAGUCUUGCACAGAGGGACGAGAUCAUCCGAAAUCUCCAGGACACUGUCACAGGACAGGAGAAGGUGAUUCAAGAAUUGAACCAGCAACAACCCACAGGCACAGCUAAUCAACAGCAACAGCGAGAGGAGGAGGAAAUUGUCCCAGUGGUAACGACUGUGUGGAGUGAGGGGAUGAAUGCACCAGAGAAGAUGUACAGAGGGGCAGCCGUAGUGCACGAGGACACGGCUUUCUUCAGACCAGUCAACUCACACAACGUCUAUUCCUACAACAAUGUCCUUGGGACAGAGCGUUGGUUUGCGUUGACUGAUAAUCCCAACUGGAACUUCGGUCUGGCCGUAAUCGAAGGUACACUGACCAGUGUCGGAGGGUCCACCAACCAAUUGCUGAGUCUGAUACAAGUCGAGGGGAAAAGGAGACAGUGGCAGGCAGUCUUUCCUCCCAUGCCAACGCAGCGGAGCAAAGUGGCAUGCGUCAGCACUGAAACGGCCCUGGUGGUAGCUGGCGGUUAUACCACGGAGAGGUAUUUGAGUACCGUGGAGGUAAUGGACAUCGGGACUCUACAGUGGACCACUGUGCGUUCACUCCCGCAUGUGUGGUCAGAGAUUUCUAUUGUUCAUCAACACGGUGCCCUAUACCUAGCUGGAGGCAUUACAGACUCUGGAGCAUCCUCCGCCUUCCUCACAUGCACUCUAUCCGAUCUCCUGUCGUCUACUCCUUCCAGGCCACGUCAGGGGAAAAGCGCUUGGAAAGAGCUCUCCAGUGUACCAGUAGCCCAGUCUACACUUGUUCCGUACCGCGGUCGCCUGUUAGCCAUUGGUGGGAGGAGCAUCUCUGGAAAGAAUGCGUCAGAGGUAUACCUGUAUAAUCCUCAUAACAACUCGUGGAACAUUCUGGAUCACAUGAAGGUUGGCCGGUCAAUGUGCCUCGCUGUCACCCUGCCCGUUGACCGGCUUGUUAUUGUGGGAGGGUACACCUCAUCAGGCCAUCCAACUGACAGUGUCGAGAUCUUAGAAUGCAAAACUUGAGGCUAUAAUUAUAUUUCACUUUU
This is a messenger RNA of Geodia barretti, 3043 nucleotides long. Lineage: Eukaryota; Metazoa; Porifera; Demospongiae; Tetractinellida; Geodiidae. The record is from the annotation of a GenBank genome assembly.